UCCCAUGGACUUACAUGCUAUUGUAUUAUUUCUGUGUGUAUGCUCUCACCUUGUGGGACACAAUGGAAUUGAAGGAGACUGGAGGAGUUUAACUAAAGAGGAAGAUUUGGAGUUGGAGGAGCAACUUAAGCAUCUCAACAAGCCAGCAGUCAAGACUAUACAAAAUAAUUAUGGAGAUAUAUAUGAUUGCGUGGAUUUCUACAAACAGCCUGCAUUUGAUCAUCCUUUACUGAAGAACCACACUUUUCAUUUUCAGAUGAAGCCCACUUCAUCACCCAAUGGAUCAAGACAUCAAGUUUCCUCAGAAGAUAGCAAACCUCUACAUGUAGGACUAAAGGGUGGAGGUUGCCCGGUUGGAACAGUUCCAAUUAAAAGAACUACUAAAGAAGAUCUCAUUAGAGAGAAACUUGCUUCAAAAAUAAUGACUCCUGCAGAUGACACCGGUGGUGCUGAUGUAAGUUAUCCUAGUCAAUCAAGAUUAUAUAGCUUCACAAUACUAGUUUUGCACUAUUGCUUGUUUUCUAUAUUUGGUUUUAUUUGUUUCUAUGAAUCACCUUCUUGAAUGAGCUGUCAACACACACAGAGAACACUCUAGCCACAUUUUUUGAUCCUAUAAAUUGAUUUUAGUCCUCAUUUUUUGAAGCAAUGUUUAGCCUCAUCUUGUUGAAAGUUUUAGGCAAACUUUUGAUAAUAAUUUUACUUGUAGAUGUGAUUGUUUACAUGGCUUGAAUCUGCACAACCAAAAACACUAAACAUUAAAUCUUACAGUUAGGGCACAAUGCGUUAUUUGAAUGAAAAGAGGGGGAAAAAAUCAACAAAAAAAAGUAAGCGCAUGCAUAUAUAUACUUGUGUUGGGUUGGGUUUCCCUCGUAUGUGGAUGAUGGCCUAAAUAGUCAGUAAAGCCCAUGUGAGUCUCAAGCCUACAUGGA
Molecule: messenger RNA, 929 nt
Organism: Camellia sinensis
Lineage: Eukaryota; Viridiplantae; Streptophyta; Magnoliopsida; Ericales; Theaceae
Source: RefSeq, a predicted model, not a curated record